Messenger RNA from Pteropus alecto (black flying fox), 2382 nucleotides. RefSeq names its product solute carrier family 46 member 2 (gene SLC46A2). Gene Ontology annotation, cellular component: membrane. Gene Ontology annotation, molecular function: transmembrane transporter activity. The transcript has 4 exons. Gene Ontology annotation, biological process: transmembrane transport. Bases 148 to 1575 code for a protein of 475 amino acids. Lineage: Eukaryota; Metazoa; Chordata; Mammalia; Chiroptera; Pteropodidae. The record is from RefSeq and is a predicted model, not a curated record.
GUCACACGCGCCCUGAGCCCGGCUCCACUAGUCCCUUUCCUGCGCUCACCUGGACGCACCGCUCACACUCCGCUCUGAGGCUGAGUCCCGGCCCUCUGGAGCAGCGGUCAGCAAGCGAGCCCCUCCAUCUCCCAUCAGAGAGACCACAUGGGCCCCGAGACCAUCUACCCCUGCAGGGGCCCCCUGUCUCGCCUUCAGGUGAGGACCUGGAUUGAGCCCGUGGUGGCCUCCACCCAGGUGGCCGGCUCCCUUUACGAUGCGGGUCUUCUCUUGGUGGUGAAGGCGUCCUUCGGGGCUGGAGCCUCUUCAAACCACAGCGCCAGCCCGUCGCCCCGGGGGACUCAGGAGGACCAACAACAGAAGGCCAUCUCUAACUUCUACAUCAUCUACAGCCUCGUGACGGGCCUGACGCCCCUGCUGUCUGCCUAUGGGCUGGGCUGGCUCAGCGACCGCUACCACCGCAAGAUCUCCAUCUGCGUGGCACUGCUGGGCAUCCUGCUUUGCCGACUAGGGCUGCUGUUCAAGGUCCUGUGGGACUGGCCAGUGGAGGUGCUGUACGGGGCGGCAGCGCUGAGCGGGCUGUGCGGCGGCUUCUCAGCGUACUGGUCAGGGGUUAUAGCCCUGGGAUCCCUUGGCUCCUCCGAGGGUCACCGCUCCUUACGCCUCAUCUUUAUUGACCUGAUUAUGGGCUUGGCAGGAUUCUGUGGGAGCAUGGUCUCCGGGCAUCUCUUCCAGCCCGUGUCUGGGCAGUCUGGGAAGGGCCUGGUGCUGACAGCUUGCAGUGUCAGCUGUGCGGCUUUUGCCCUUCUGUACAGCCUCUUGGUCCUGAAGGUCCCUGAGUCAGUGGCCAAGCCCAGCAAGGCACUCCCCGAGGUGGAUACUGUGUCUGGCACAGUUGGCACAUACCGCACCUUGGAUCCUGAUCAGCCAGACAAGCAGAGUGUGGUGGGGCACCCUCGAUCUCUGGGGAAAGGAAAGCCCCAAAAAAGCAUUAUUGCCCUGCUCUUCGUGGGUGCCGUCAUCUACGACCUGGCAGUGGUGGGCACAGUGGACGUGAUGCCCCUUUUUGUGCUCAGGGAGCCUCUCAGUUGGAACCAAGUGCAGGUGGGCUAUGGUAUGGCUGCAGGGUACAUCAUCUUCAUCACCAGCUUCCUGGGCGUCCUAGUGUUCUCCCGCUGCUUCCAGGACACCACCAUGAUCAUGAUUGGGAUGGUCUCCUUUGGGACGGGAGCCCUCCUCUUGGCGUUUGUGAAAGAGACAUACAUGUUCUACAUUGCUCGAGCCGUCAUGCUGUUCGCCCUCAUCCCUGUCACAACCAUCCGGUCAGCAAUGUCCAAACUCAUAAAGGACUCUUCUUAUGGAAAGGUGUUUGUCAUCCUGCAGCUGUCCCUGACACUGACCUUCGUGGUGACAUCUGCGAUGUAUAACGAGAUCUAUCAGCUCACCAUGGAAAAGUUCGUCGGCACCUGCUUUGCUCUCUCCUCCUUCCUCUCCUUCCUGGCCAUCGUCCCGAUUGGCAUUGUGGCCUAUAAACAAGCCUCGUGGUUGAAAUAUGCAGACAUCACAGAAAAAUAAAGGUGCUGACCUGCAGGAGCUGGAAAUAUCAGCAAAGGCCAGACCCCUCUGAAGACAAAGAAAGAGACCAGGAACUGGUGACCAAAGCAACCCACUGCCCAAGAAACCUGAGUUUCAGCGAGAGUCAGCCUCAGAAUGACCUGCUCUGGCUCAGGGUCCCUGGUGGGUAGGGGAAAGCUUUUUCCUGGUGAUGGACAUCAGCUUUCAGAUGGUCCCUGUUAGGCAGACGUUAGGUUCUGCAGGCAGUUGAGUGGGAACUUUAAGGGUUACAUGCAAGCGGCAUGCACAGCCAUGCCAGAUGCUAUAAGGGGCUUCAGAUAGUAGCCGCUUUCCUCCCGGAAACUGCCUUACAGACUCCAAGGUAUACCUAAGCUGGGUGUGGUGCCAGGAGUCCCAUGCGAGAAUUCAAAUCAAGGCACACAUUUUCAACAGCCUGAAAGGAAUGUGGAAGGGAUGUUUUGUAUGAACUGCCAACAGUGAACAUCAGCUUUUUUUUUUUUUUUUACUAAAAUAAAACCUUGGAAAAAAAGUUAGCUUUCUUCCUGAGGCCUUAUUAGCUGUGAACACGCAGAAGAGAUUUAGAUCUCAGGCUCUUGGCUUCAAGGUAGUUUUGUUGUCGUGGUUACUAUUGCUUUUAAGAAGCAAAUAUCAAGACCUUUUCUUUAAUGGAAUAUUAAAUUGAAUACUUCCCAAAGUGAGUGGUGUUGGUGAGAGAGGAGAGAGGAAAUAUGCUAAGAGCCACUUCAUUUUGAGAUAUUUUUACUCCCUAUUUUACCUACAUAUAUAAAAGCAGACUUACUUCCUAGU